AUGCGCACGAGUGAUGACCUGAUCUUUUUCGCUCAGUCGGGUCCGCGACGAGUGUCGCUUCCCAGCGCGCACCCCUGCUACGCCUGUGCGCCGGCCUUUUUAGCUGUGAACCCCGUCUCGGAGGACGAGUCCGCGGCCAAGCGCUUAUGUGCUCCGUCGUCUACACCAGGCUUUCCUGGCAACCACCGGCUGGCGCCAGGUCGCCGCCCGCUGCCCUUCACCAAGCCAACACCGACUCGCGCUCCAAGAACUCAAAAAGUAUAA
Molecule: messenger RNA, 264 nt
Organism: Pieris macdunnoughi
Lineage: Eukaryota; Metazoa; Arthropoda; Insecta; Lepidoptera; Pieridae
Source: the annotation of a GenBank genome assembly